Messenger RNA from Cutaneotrichosporon oleaginosum, 1527 nucleotides. NCBI's taxonomy places the organism in Eukaryota, Fungi, Basidiomycota, Tremellomycetes, Trichosporonales, Trichosporonaceae. The record is from RefSeq and is a predicted model, not a curated record.
CACACACAUCCGUUGACAUCAACGGGUCACUUCACCUCCUUCCUCAUCACCAUCAUCAUGGACGUCGACACCGAUCUCGGCGUCAAGCUGGCUGCCAUUGCAGAAACACCGAACCAGCGCGAUCGGAUCGAGGCGUAUCUGUCGCUGCUUGAGUCCCUCCUCUCCUCGCCAGAUGUGUCCGACCUGACCGCCUUCGGGCGACACUUCACGACGUCGACGAGCGUACCGCUCGUCGCAGGGCGGCGCGUUCUCGGCGCCUUCGUUGCUGCGCUGACAUCGGGUCUCAUGCAUGACGCCGAAGACGAGGCCAAGUGGACUACGCUUGGCGCCGUGUUCGCGAAGCACGAGGGGUCGCGCAAGGCGAUCAUUGAGGGUGUGUUGGGUGACUACGCUGGCUGGUGCGAAGAGCAGACGACGCGCCUGCGGCGCGCCCAGAGUGCUAUCCUCCAGAACGAGGAAGACUGGGCCGGCGCCGCCGACGCGCUUAUCCGCAUUCCACUUGAGGGCGGGUCACGCCUCGUGGGCGAUGACGAGAAGCUCGGCAUCUACCUCCAAAUCGUGCGCCUGUUGCUGGAGGACGAGCGCAGCGAGCGUGCCCAGCACUACUUCAACCGCGCGUCGCUCCUGAUUACGCCCGAGACAAGCCAGGAGGCGCAGCUGACGCUACGCCUGUCGCAGGCGCGUCUGUUCGAUUUCUCGGCGCGUUUCACCGAAGCUGCGCGCGUGUAUCACGACGUGUCGCUCGACGCGGCGGUCGACGAGGACGACCGCCUCAUGAUGCUGCAGCAGGCGGUGACGACGAGCAUCUUGGCCCCGGCCGGCCCGCAGCGUCUGCGCCUCCUCGCGCAGCUCAACCGCGACGAUCGCGUGCACUCUGCCAUCCCCGCGCACCUCGGGACAAUGCUGCGCAAGAUGCUGCUCGAGUACAUCGUGCGGCCGGCCGAGGUCGCCGAGUUCGAGGCGGGGCUCAUGCGGCACCAGAAGGCGCAGGUCGAGGGCGGUGGCACCGUGCUGGAGCGCGCAGUACGCGAGCACAACGUCGGCGCGUGCGCAAAGGUCUAUGACAACAUCUCGUUUGACGCUCUCGGCGACCUCCUCGGUUUAGACGCGCCCGCGGCCGAGACUGUCGCCCGCAAGAUGAUUGAGCAGGGACGGCUGCGCGCGUGGAUCGAUCAGCCGCUCGGCCUUCUGUACUUUGAGAGCCGGCACGAGGAUAAGGACGGGCAGGUUGCUGGCACGGCUGGUGGCCUCGGCGUUGAGCGCGAAGAGACGCCUAUCGAGCCCGUGGCUUGGACCGAGCGUUGGGACGCCCGAAUCCGCCACACGAGCAUUCAGGUUGAGACGAUCGCGGCUGCGAUCCAGUCCCGCGGUCUCGUGCAAUAGUGUAAUUAUCCAUAUGUUGUACAUAACAUGAACAUGGUUGGGCAGUAUGAGCAACACCAUCACUCUCCCCCCGUCCAUGCAGCCUCGCCUCGUGUGCUGGCAAGUCUAUUACAAUGCAGAGUGUGUAUGAAUGCUGUCUGUCAU